This is a messenger RNA of Anas platyrhynchos (mallard), 330 nucleotides long. Its product is annotated as feather keratin 2-like. Gene Ontology annotation, molecular function: structural constituent of cytoskeleton. NCBI's taxonomy places the organism in Eukaryota, Metazoa, Chordata, Aves, Anseriformes, Anatidae. The record is from RefSeq and is a predicted model, not a curated record. Gene Ontology annotation, cellular component: intermediate filament.
AUGUCCUGCUACGACAUCUGCCGCCCCUGCGGACCCACCCCGCUGGCUAACAGCUGCAACGAGCCCUGUGUCAGGCAGUGCGAGGACUCCCAUGUCGCCAUCCAGCCUUCCACCGUGGUGGUCACUCUGCCAGGACCCAUCCUCAGCUCCUUCCCCCAGAACACCGCCGUUGGAUCCUCCGCAUCAGCUGCCGUGGGCAGCAACCUCAGCGCCCAGGGAGUGCCCGUCUCUGGAGGCGGCUUCGGAGGCUUUGGCCUUGGAGGCCUGGGAGGCUAUGGCUUGGGAGGCCUGGGCUGCUUCUCUGGCAGAAGAGCCUGCUACCCCUGCUAA